This is a messenger RNA of Etheostoma spectabile (orangethroat darter), 699 nucleotides long. It is a transcript of the gene il17c, whose product is annotated as interleukin 17c. Gene Ontology annotation, biological process: inflammatory response. Gene Ontology annotation, molecular function: cytokine activity. NCBI's taxonomy places the organism in Eukaryota, Metazoa, Chordata, Actinopteri, Perciformes, Percidae. The record is from RefSeq and is a predicted model, not a curated record. Gene Ontology annotation, cellular component: extracellular region. The transcript is spliced from 3 exons. The coding region runs from base 1 to 558 and encodes 185 amino acids.
AUGAUUGCAAGUCAAUACAAAAGGGGUUCCCUCGUUAACAGUCAGCCAGACGCGAAGAAGAAACAGAGCGUGGCCAUGAAGCAGAUUAUCAUCUUUGGGCUUCUACUCGUGCCCGUGUUGACGUACGGGAUGAAGUGCUAUGAUGACCACGAGCUGCAGGCUGCAGCCUGGAGGAAGUUGAAUUCCCACUACCCGAAGCUCGUGGAGCCCCGGGUCGCCGCGGCCCCUGACUCACCUGUCUCUUGCCCCGUGGAGUAUUUCCCUCAGCACUUCCACGAGAGGUCCCUGUCUCCCUGGAGAUACGAACUGGUACCAAAGAAGGAUCACUUCCCUUCCACCUAUGCCGAGGCUAGGUGCCUGUGUCUAGGAUGUAUCCUGAUCCAAAACAAGAGCCAGCCGAUGGAGAGCCACGACUACAACUCAUCCCCCGUGAUCCAGAAAAAGGUGUUUCUCAAAAAGGAGCCCUGCAGAGAUGGGAAGAAAUACUAUUUGAAGCGCGUUACUGUUGAUGUAGCUGUGGGCUGUACCUGCCUCCGAGCCAAAAUCACCCCCCAGUAGGGGUCCAAUCCAGACCGGCUUUCACACUGACACACUACAAUUCACGUUGUGUUUGUUUUAAAAUGCAUCAAGUUCUUUAGAAAGUCUAACUCAGCGGGUUACAGGUCCUACAUAGGGAACAAUGGUCCAGCAUGCUCUCUG